This is a messenger RNA of Monodelphis domestica (gray short-tailed opossum), 794 nucleotides long. It is a transcript of the gene SYCN, whose product is annotated as syncollin. The record is from RefSeq and is a predicted model, not a curated record. Gene Ontology annotation, cellular component: secretory granule membrane. Lineage: Eukaryota; Metazoa; Chordata; Mammalia; Didelphimorphia; Didelphidae. Gene Ontology annotation, biological process: exocytosis.
GGUAGGUGCCUGCUCUCGGGUGUCUGCCUUUGGCCAUGGCCCCACUGCUCCUGCCGUCGCUAUUCCUGCUGGCCCUGCUGAGGGCUCUGCCUGGCACCCAGGCUGCGUGUCCGGUCCCUGCAGACCUGAAGCCAGCUGACGGGCCCCGAGUAUGUGCCCGCCUAUUUGACAAGAGUGAUGCCUACUACGAGAACUGCUGUGCCGGCUCAGAGCUCAGCCUGGACCCCGGCACUGACCUGCCCUACCUGCCUUCGGACUGGCACAAAACCGCCUCCUCCCUGGUGGUGGGUCCCCGCUGUGAGCUCACUGUCUGGUCUCGAAAGGGCAAGGGUGGCAAGACCCGCAAGUUCUCCUCCGGAGCCUACCCUCGCCUGGCUGAGUAUCGCCUUGGCAUAUUUGGAGACUGGAACAACGCCAUCGCAGCUCUCUACUGCAAGUGCAAUUGAGAGAGGGCGCCCUCGCCAGGACCCUUCCCCAUCCCGAGCCAGCCCGGCCUUAACCCCGUGCCUAUCUCAUUGCUACCCACGGGCCGGAUGCCCAGACCACAGCUCCCAGCCAGAACCCAGAGCUUGAGAGCCCCGGAGCCCACCUGGAGCUCCCAGCUCAGCCUAUCCGCUUUCUCGGGCCAGCGGAGCCCACUCUCCUUAGUUUCAGCCGUCACCCUGGGGACCCUCCUCCUUUGGGGCCACCCUCCGGGUCGUUAGCCUCAUCUUUGUGUACGCGUGGCCACCUCUGCUAAUAAGCUGGUGCCCCUAGCCCCAGAUGCUGCCUCCCCCUCCAUAAAGAGCUUUUGU